AAAGACAGAGAGGGAGACGCUGCAUCAACCCGGCAUGCAGCAGCAAUAGCAGGCUGUGCUUUGGGAUCCAUUGUUCCAUGUCUUUCCACAGCCGGAGCGUAUUCCUUCCCAUUAAAACAACACUGCAGAACAAGCAAAGAGAAGGACAGAAACAUUAAGGGAUCCCAGCUUUGUCUGACCAGGAUUAUUUCUAUUUGGGAACAUUGUUGUGGACAAAGGAGGAACCACACUUCAGCUCUUUGCUGUUAUCCAGGCUUGCAAUUGACUGCAUUGGGAAGUACGCUCUGGCAGCGUGGUGGCCAUGGGGCUGCCUGGCGGAGCUCGACUUGUGCUGGGGGUUUUAAAACAACCAGCGUGCCUCUUCCUCUGGAGGUUAUCGCUGCUCUUUUUCUCCAUGUGGGCACUUGAUGCACAAACCACUGUAGAAACUAAACCCUUAUACAUCUGGCAAACAGGUCCUUGGGGUCGGUGUAUGGGAAGUGAGUGUGGACCUGGAGGCAGCCAGAGCAGAGCAGUUUGGUGCGCCCAUUCUGAAGGAUGGACAACCCUCCAUACAAACUGUGACCAGACAGAGAGGCCAGACAACCAGCAGAGCUGCUUCAGAGUGUGUGACUGGCACAAAGAUCUGUACGAAUGGCAGCUUGGUGCUUGGAACCAAUGUGUCCCAGUGAUGAUGCGCAGUGCUGGAGUGCAGCGGCCAACAGUGUGCACACGGGGAGAGGAGGGCAUUCAGACACGGGAAGUGGGUUGUGUUCAGAAAUCUGAUGGCGAGCCUGCGGAGGAUGUAAUUUGUGAAUACUUUGAACCGAAACCAAGGCAGGAACAGGCCUGUCUCAUAGCGUGUCCUCGGGACUGUGUGGUGUCUGAGUUCAGCCCGUGGACUUCAUGUUCUAAAACAUGUGGGAUUGGCUUACGGAAUCGGAUGCGCUUUGUUCUGGCACCACCACUGUUUGGUGGGUCUGCCUGUCCAAAUUUGACUGAAUUUCAGACGUGUCAGCCUGGCCUGUGUGAGGGAGAGGAAAACCUUUACAGCCUCAGAGUUGGACCUUGGGGCUCCUGUUCUGUACCUUUGCCAAGAAUAACCAGACAAGCUGAAAAACCACCGAAAGAGAGCAACAAGAGAUCUAGAGAAAGUGACAAAUCUGCUAAAGAGGCCAGCAAACAGCCAAGAGAUGGUGAAACACCAUCCAGAAGAGGUGACAAACAGGCCAGAGAAGACAGCAAACAGACCAUGAGAGAAAGAAAAAAGAUGAGAGAUGAUGAAAAACAGUACCAAGAAAAGGACAUAAAGUCCACAGAAGGUGAGGAGAAAGUGUCCAAAAAUGGUAACAAACAAUUUUUGAGCAACAGAAAAUUGGUCAGAGCUAAUAGAAAACAGGGCAAGGCAUUCAGACAGGCAGAAAGACAGAAAAAGAUUAAAAACAAGGCAAAAAAAGAGAAAAUGAGAGAGAAAAGCAAAGGAAGAUUGAGAGAAAAGGGGAAAACAAAAGACCCAGAGACCAGAGAGCUAAUCAAAAAGAAGAGGAACAAGAAUCGCCAGAACCGCCCAGGAGGAAGAUUCUGGGAUCUGCAAGUUGGCUACCAAACCAGAGAAGUGACCUGUGUACACAAGAGUGGGACCAUUGAAGCUCUGAGCUUUUGCUCUCAGGAGACACUGCCAGUGACUUUUCAGGCCUGCGUGAUUCCCAGAGACUGUGAUGUGACUGAGUGGUCUGAGUGGUCAGCUUGCUCCAAGCACUGCUACGACCCCAAUGGGGCUAAAGGGGAGCGCAGUCGCAGUAGGAAAGUGAGCCAAUUCCCAAUCGGCGGGGGAGUGGAGUGCCCAGAACUUGAAGAAAAAGAGCCGUGCAGCCCCCAGGAUGGAGCAGUUCCUCCAUGCACUGUCUACACCUGGAAAACAACAGAGUGGACAGAGUGCAGGGUGGACAUGCUGCUGAGCCAGCAGGAUCGUCGACGUGGAAACCUGACAGGCUUGUGUGGAGGUGGAAUCCAGACACGCGAGGUCUACUGUGUGCAGGCCAGUGCUGUUGCUCCACCUAAUCUCAGUUCACUGAGGAGUAGAGAAGGUUUGCGGCCAGUGGACAGUGAACUGUGUUUGGGGGUUCCUCCAAAUACCACACAGCUCUGCCAUAUCAGCUGCCCUGUGGGGUGUGAGGUGUCUUUGUGGAGCGCUUGGGGACCUUGCACUUUUGAGAACUGUCAAGACCAAACCACUAAGAAAGGUUUUAAACUGAGGAAGCGAAGGAUCAUCAAUGAGCCCACUGAUGGGACAGGAAACUGUCCUCAUCUAGUGGAGGCCAUACCAUGUGAAGACCCCAGCUGCUUCGAGUGGCUUGUGGUUAAACUGGAGGAAUGUGUCCCUGACAAUGUGAAGGAGUGUGGUCCUGGUACGCAAAUUCCCCAAGUCCAGUGUAUCAACAGUGAUGGUGAAAAAGUGGAGAAGCAGCUGUGCCGGGAUGCCAUCCUUCCAAUGCCAACCAUCUGUGAGGUGCCUUGCUCCAAGGACUGCACUCUAAGCCCUUGGACUCCCUGGUCAUUUUGCUCCCACACCUGCUCUGGAAAAAACACAGAGGGGAAGCAGACCCGAGUGCGUUCUAUACUUGCUCAUAAUGCAGGAGAAGUGACUGCUAAGGUUGUGGCAUGGGUUUCUGUGAUGCAGGGAGGACUCCAGUGUCCCAAUGUCAGUGCACUGCAAGAGACGAGGAACUGCAAUGAGCAUCCAUGCACUGUGUAUCACUGGCAAACGGGUUCCUGGGGGCAAUGCAUCGAGGACUCUUCAGGUCCAAACACUAACACGUCUUUGGGGAGAACGCGCGGUGAUGACAUCUCAUGUUCAGUGGGAAUGCAAACCCGCAAAGUCAUUUGUGUCCGGGUCAAUGUGGGCCAAGUUCCUCCUAAAAAGUGUCCAGAGAGUCUCCGUCCAGACACAGUAAGGCCGUGCCUGCUUCCCUGCAAAAGAGACUGUACUGUCACCCCAUACAGCGACUGGAGCCUCUGCCCCCCGGCGUGUCAAACAGGUGAGAAGUCAAAGAGUAAGCAGUAUAGGAAGCGGAUGAUCAUUCAGUUACCAGCUAAUGGAGGACAGGACUGUCCUGAGAUUCUGAGUCAGGAAAGAGAGUGUGAAGCACCAUCCGUCUGUCAAGGCUACAGAUGGAAAACCCACAAGUGGCGUAGAUGUCAGCUUGUUCCAUGGUCUGUCCGACAGGACACCCCUGGAGCUCAGGAGACCUGCGGUCCAGGCAUACAGUUUCGAGCCGUUUCUUGCCGAAAGCUGGACGGUGGGCAGGCAGACGUUGAGGUUUGUCUCAAGCUUGCCAGCCCCAUGCCUCCUCUCACUCAGCUCUGCCAUCUUCCAUGUCAAGAUGACUGUCAGCUCAGUAGCUGGUCCAAGUUUUCCACCUGCACAGCUGACUGUGUGGGCGUCAGGACCCGCAAGAGGAUACUAGUAGGAAAAAGCAAAAAACGUGAUCAGUGCAAAAACAACCAGAUGUAUCCUCUGAGUGAGACACAGUACUGUCCAUGUAAUAAAUACAAUGCCCAGCCUGUGGGCAACUGGUCAGACUGUAUUCUACCUGAGGGCAGUCGCUUGGAGAGCCAGCCUGGUGUGAGGGUGCAGGGAGACAUGAAGGAGUGUGGCCAAGGAUACCGCUACCAAGCCAUGGUGUGCUAUGACCAGGACAACCGCAUAGUGGAAACGUCUCGCUGCAACAGUCAUGGAUAUAUCGAGGAGGCUUGCAUCAUCCCCUGUCCAUCUGACUGCAAAUUAAGUGAAUGGUCCAACUGGUCACGUUGCAGCAAGUCAUGUGGCAGUGGGGUCAAAGUUCGCUCUAAGUGGCUCAGAGAAAAGCCAUACAAUGGUGGAAGACCUUGUCCCAAACUGGACCAUGUGAACCAGGCUCAAGUGUAUGAGGUGGUGCCCUGCGUCAGUGACUGUGGACAGUAUGUCUGGGUGACAGAACCUUGGAGUGUAUGGAAGGUCAGCAGUGUGGACCUGAAGAGUAACUGUGGUGAAGGUGUGCAGACUCGAAAAAUCAGGUGUAUGCUCAACACAAUAGAUGGCCCAUCAGAGCAGGUGGAGGACUACCUCUGUGACCCAGAAGAGAUGCCUCUGGGAGCCCGGAACAGCCGCCUGCCCUGCCCUGAGGACUGUGUGCUGUCAGACUGGGGAGCCUGGAGCGCAUGUCCUCUGCCCUGCAGUGAGAACAGUACAAGGGUCCGGACUGCUUUCCCACUCCGGAAGCCAGGAAAGGAGAAGAAAUGUCCUCCGACUAAAGAAGCUGAACCGUGUAAAAUCAACAGCAACUGCUUUCACUACUCAUACAACAUCACAGACUGGAGCACCUGUCAGCUCAGUGACAGAGCGGUUUGUGGAUAUGGCCUCAAAACCCGCAUGCUUGACUGUGUGCGAAGUGAUGGGAAAUCUGUAGACCUCAGUUUUUGUAAAGAGCUGGGUCUAGAACGGAAGUGGCAGAUGAAUGCUUCCUGUGUGGUGGAAUGUCCUGUCAACUGCCAGCUGUCUGAAUGGUCACCAUGGUCGGAGUGUACACACGCCUGUGGCUUGGCAGGUACAUUGUGGAGAACACGAACUGUAAUUCAGGCCCCGCAAGGUGAUGGCAGGCCGUGCCCGUCCCAGGUGAAACAAUGGAAGCCUUGUCUAGUAAAGCCAUGCUACAGCUGGCGAUACAGCGCCUGGUCAGACUGCAAGUCAGAUGGGGCGAGGUGUGGGGAAGGGAUGCGCUUCAGGAACUUGUCCUGCUUUGUGUCCGAUGGUUCCGGUCAGCAGGACAGCAGCGUGGUUGAUGAUGAGCUUUGUGCAGAUGUGGAACUUUCAGUGAAUGGACACAAACAAAUUAUUCUGCAGGAGCUUUGUACUGUCCCCUGUCCAGGAGAAUGCUACCUGACAGAAUGGACUGUCUGGAGUCCAUGUCAGUUAAGCUGUGUGAGUGGGGAUGACCUGGGUUUUGGCUCAAUCCAAGUUCGAUCCAGAGCUGUAGUUGCUCAGGAUCCUGAAAACCUGCUUGAGUGUCCUGAACAAGAACUAGAGGCUCGGCCAUGUGCAGGUGGGCAGUGUUUUGAAUACAAGUGGAAGACUGGAACUUGGAGAGGUUCGUCCCGUCAUGUCUGGUGCCAGCGCUCUGAUGGGAUGAAUGUCACAGGUGGUUGUCUGGCAGCAGCCAAGCCAAUGGCGGAUCGAUCUUGUGAACCUCCUUGUACUAAACCAUGGUCUUUGUGCACAGAGGCAGGUGUGUGUGGCUGUGAAGAGGGCUACACUGAAGUGAUGACAUCUGACGGUGGGUUGGAUCAGUGUACUGUCAUCCCAGUGCUGGAGAUCCCAACUGCAAGUGACAACAAAGCUGACGUGAAGACCAUCCGAGCUUACAACCCCGUUCAGCCUGCAGCCAGCGCGCCAGGCAGAGCAGGGAGAACCUGGUUCCUGCAACCCUUUGGUCCAGAUGGGACCCUGAAGACGUGGGUGUACGGAGUUGCAGCAGGAGUGUUUGUUUUACUCGUCUUUAUCAUUUCAAUGACAUACUUAGCCUGCAAAAAGCCAAAGAAGCCACAGCGACGGCAGAUGAACAACAGACUGAAGCCUCUGACUCUGGCCUAUGAUGGAGACGCCGACAUGUAGAAGUCUUCCUUCUUUCAGACGUACUGUACAAAAUUCUGUCCUUGCUUGGGACACAGGGUUGCUGGUAAUACCCGUUAAUGUCAGGGUCACUACUGGACAUUGGUCAGCAAAUAUGCAGAUUAAGUUUCAGACAGAAAAAGAAACCACUGAGCUCAAGACAUUACAACUCUGUGUUUAUUAGCAGCUUUGAUGUUUCCAUUUUAACAUUUUAAAUGUAAAUUUUUUGAAAAGAGCCUUCAUGACUCCACUAUCUUCCUCUGGAAGUCUGCCUUUGUUUCUCUGACAUCUGCUACCACCAACUGCAUUCAGAACUUAUUCAGUGUGGAGGAGGAAACCAGAAGAGAUUUGCUAUAAAAGCACAAAUAUUCGUUAGUUGUUCAUUUCUUAACAGCUUAGAUGCAUGGUCUUUGCUCCACCUUUGCUCUUGGUCCUUCAAAGAACAUUUUGUCUUCUCGUAGUCAUUGCUUGAUGGACGGAACUGAAAUGUAAAAAUUUCACCAAAAAAAGGAAAGCGGGCCCAAAGGAUCCUCGAGCUGCCGUCAUUCUGCCUGCCUCUCCCUUCUUAUUUCCAGGCGUGAUUUUGCACUAUAUUAGUGCAGCAUGAUAUAUACUUAUGUCUCGCUUUGCCAUAUGAAAACUGCCUCUCUCAAUACAAGAUGAUGUACAACUCUUGUGCUAGAAAUGUACAAAAAUACCUUUUUGCUAACAGAACUUAACAAUGUUUGAUAAUUUUUUUGUAAUACCUCUUGUAUGUUGUAAAACAGAAUUUUGUAAAUAGAUUUUUCAGUGAUUUCACUUUGGCUAUCUAAUACACAAUGUACUGCUCUAUAUCCAAAGCUCUGUUGGAGCCUUUAUUUAAGCUGGUAACUGUGACUUUACAUUAGGAUGUUUUUACCAUUUUAGGAAAUUUAAGUUACAUUAAUAAAAUCCCCUUACCCAGUUGAAACUACUAGACUAAAAAUCUCUCACUAAUCUAUACAUUUCUGAUCAAAAUCUUACGAAAGGGCAACAUUGUUUGCAUUUUCUGCAAAGGUUUUCUGUGGGAGUUCAUUCAGGAUAAUGUGCAGGAUGAUCCAGGAUGAUAACUGAACUGUAGUCAGAAUUAGUGAGGACCUUAAUUUGCAAAGGAUUAGCUUGUGUCUUCACAGACAAUAGAACAUCCAGCUCAUUGCAGAUGAAACCUCUGUAGGUCUACCUUUAGACUUUUUUGUCCCAUAGUGUUUUAGAGGUUUAUAAUGAAUCUCUUACUACAUCCAGCUUUGGCAGUCAUGGCACUUUGUGAGACAAACUUGCUUGAGAAGCUCAACAAUCCUGCCACAUCCAAAGACAGAACGUCUUCCUACUUUUGUCUUCCUGACAAAAGCAGGAAUAGUUUUGUCAGGACGGAAAUGAAAAGUAGGAAUACUUUUGUCAGGGGAACUUGACAAUGUAAUGAAAAUGACAUAAAAAACCCCCAGAUAUUAACUGUUUGAGGCAGGUCUGAAUAGGAUUUUAUACUUUUGACCAUCUGACAAUUUGGUCUUUUUGAGCUGAAAUGCAAAUUUACCUCUUUUGCCCACAAUGUUUGAUGAUAACAUUGUGGGGAAAUUCUAUUAUUUGCCCACAAUAAGAAGUCUCUUGCUUCUGUGUUUUGAUGUUGCAUAUUGCUGCUCUUAAAGAGACCAUCAUUCACCUUUGCAUGAAAUGUGAAUAUUUCAAAAUUCUUUCUUAACGUUUUAACCAGAAAUGGAUCCCAGGUUCAGUUUUCACAAGUUUUUCUCUUUUCUUUAUUUUAUUUUUAAAACAUAGUUGUUUAUCUUUGAUUACUUUUUCUGCUAUUUAAAGAAGACCCAUUAUGCAAAAUGUACUUUAUGAUUCCUGCUAUUGGAAUUACAAACUGCUACUGAAGUGGGCAGUAGCACUUUAUUAUCAUAAAAGUGACAGCAAUAAAACAGCUCAUUCUUAAAGGAGUUCAAAGUGGACAGAACUAAGCAGGUCAAUUAUCAUUGUCUUAAAAGGAUUUUGUGCAAAAAAUGUAAAGAACAUUGUCUGUUUCGGCCAUAGAUCAAUGUUUCUCAAUUUCGGUCCUAAGGAGCCACUGCCCUGUGUGUUUUACAUGCAUUUUUGUUCCAAAACACCUGAUUCAAAUGAUAAUAUGACCUCCUUUGCAUGUUAUUCAGAGCUGCAGAAGCCUGUUUAUCACCUACUGGUUCCAGUCAGGUUUGUGGCAGAAGGGGAACACCUACAGCAUGCAGGGCUGGGUCUCUGAGGACCAGGACUGAGAAACACCGCCACGCAUCCUCUCAACCAUCAGUUUGUACUUUGAAUAAAUACCCAUUUAUACUUCAAUCUGCAUUUAUAAUCUGUCUAUCAAAGAAAUUACUGCAUUUAGCACAAAAAUUUGAAUGAAAAGACAUACUUUACAGUUUGUAGUAGUAAAUUAAUAAAUGACUGAAGCCCAGUUGCAAGUGUUUAAAAAAAUUGAAACACUGGAUGUUAAUGGAGGGGUGUUCUUCUGGUAUUAUUCAUCUUGUAUCAAAGACAGUGUAACCUACAGAAAGCCUUUAUGGCAGGGUUUUUUGUUAAUCUUUAAGAUCCUUCAGUAGAAAGAGUGGUAAUUAAUCAAAAAUAACAUGCUGAACAUGUUUGUUUCUCUUCCAAAUGACAGUGCCCUUAAUUUUAAACAAUAGUUUUAAAAUACAACUCUUUGCAUUCCGAAUGGUCAUUCAUAACACUCCAGUAAUCCAAAAUAUAACAAGUUACUUUGAGGUGUUAGGAAGGAUUACCGUAUAUUGUUUUGUGGAAUGUGUACAUGGAAUGUUUAAUUUAUUUUUUUCUAAGCUUAUUAUUUGUAAAUAAUGGUUUUAUUCUCAAUUUUAUUUAUUACUAAUGUAACACAAUGUUUCUUUUUGUACUGCACAACAUGUUUCACAUGAAGGCAAUUGACAGAAAAAACAGGAGUGAAUGUGGUUGUAAAAGUGAAAAAGCUACCUUGUAAAAAAGUUUCUUCUAAACUUCUCUUUCCUACUGUUUCUUUAUAUGUAUUUGAUUACCUACUGAUAAUAAACAAUCAAAAA
Gambusia affinis (western mosquitofish) is the source of this 8685-nucleotide messenger RNA. It is a transcript of the gene thsd7aa, whose product is annotated as thrombospondin, type I, domain containing 7Aa. Bases 302 to 5629 code for a protein of 1775 amino acids. Gene Ontology annotation, cellular component: plasma membrane. Lineage: Eukaryota; Metazoa; Chordata; Actinopteri; Cyprinodontiformes; Poeciliidae. The record is from RefSeq and is a predicted model, not a curated record. The transcript has 29 exons. Gene Ontology annotation, biological process: actin cytoskeleton organization.